Messenger RNA from Staurois parvus, 435 nucleotides. The record is from the annotation of a GenBank genome assembly. NCBI's taxonomy places the organism in Eukaryota, Metazoa, Chordata, Amphibia, Anura, Ranidae.
GGUGCGCUGUGUCCCUCAGACACAGCAGAUCACCGAUCACGGAAAGAGCCGAAGAUGUCGGCUCGGUCAUGUGAUCAGCAGUGUCCAAUCACAGCUGAUCACAUCAGUGCCACCUGUCAGUGUCCAUCAGUGCCAGCUGUCAGUGCUUAUCAGUGCCUCGUGCCAGUGCCCAUCAGUGCCACAUCAAUGCCACAUAUCAGUGCCUACCAGUGCACAUCAAUGCCACAUAUCAGUGCCCAUAUGAGCUGCCUUUCAGUGUCACCCAUCAGUGCCAGUCAGUGCCACCUAUCAUUGCCACCUAUCAGUGCCAGUCAGUGCCGCCUGUCAGUGCACAUCAGUGCUGCCUGUCAGUGCCGCCUGUCAGUGCACAUCAGUGCCACCUAUCAUUGCCAGUCAGUGCCGCCUAUCAUUGCCAGUCAGUGCUGCCUAUCAGUG